Molecule: messenger RNA, 1182 nt
Organism: Phycomyces blakesleeanus NRRL 1555(-)
Lineage: Eukaryota; Fungi; Mucoromycota; Mucoromycetes; Mucorales; Phycomycetaceae
Product: glycoside hydrolase family 18 protein
Exons: 4
Coding region: 1-1182 (393 amino acids)
Biological process (GO): carbohydrate metabolic process; chitin catabolic process
Cellular component (GO): extracellular region
Molecular function (GO): chitin binding; chitinase activity
Source: RefSeq, a predicted model, not a curated record
AUGGCUAUCCGCAGCAUUGCCAGCACCUCGGUUAUGCAGAAGGGGGCCAUAUACGAUCGUAAUUAUAAUGUAAUUGACCUCGCUCGAGAUUCAGAUAAACUAUCCCAUGUUCUUUAUGCUUUUGCUGAUCUCAAUGAUGAUGGUACCAUUGUGCUCGGUGAUGCCUGGGCUGACACCGAUAAACACUUUGAGGCCUCACAAACCGUUGAUGGUCACAAGGACACUUGGAAAGAAGCCCCAGAUAAUAAUUUGUAUGGAAAUCUUAAACAACUGCAUCUGUUAAAAAAAAAUAAGCGUCAUCUCAAGGUCUCCUUGAGCAUUGGUGGGUGGUCCUGGUCAACAAACUUCUCGACAAUAGCUACAAACACCCAGAAAAGGCACCAGUUUGCUACUACUGCUGUAGAACACGUUGCAACUCUUGGACUAGAUGGAAUUGAUAUUGACUGGGAGUUCCCAAAAAAUGCAAAUGAGGCAGAAGGUUAUGUUGAACUAUUAUCGGCUGUUAGGCAAGCUUUGGAUUCUUACCAGCACGAAACCAAAGACAAAGAUCGAUUCUUGCUCUCAGUAGCAAUGCCAUGUGGACCCGACAAUUACAAUAUCUUAAAAUUAGGUGCUAUGGAACCCUUUGUGGAUUUGUUUUAUUUGAUGGCUUAUGACUUUUCUGGAGAUUGGGAUAAAACCACUGGGCAUCAAUCAGCACUAUUUGAUGCCCCACUAAACGUUGACCAAGCUGUGCGUCACUUUAUUAAGGCAGGUGUUCCGUCACACAAGCUAGUGCUUGGAUUGCCAGUGUAUGGUCGUGGCUUCUUGGGUGCCAAGGGUCCUGGAUCAGCAUUUACUAGUUUGCCUAAAGGUACCUGGGAUCUAGGCGCGUAUGACUACAAAGAUCUUCCUCCGCCUGGAAGUUCCGAAUAUUUCGACGAAGCAAAGGUCGCGUCAUGGUCAUUUAAUCCUACCUCUAAAGAAUAUGUUACAUACGACACUCCUGAAGUCAUUGAACACAAGUGCGAUUACAUUAAGUCUAAAGGACUGGGAGGUGCAAUGUUCUGGGAACUUAGUGCAGACUACCAUGGGGAUCAUCCACGCAGCUUACUCAAUACUGUGCAUCGUAAACUUGGCUCUCCUGAUCAAACACCAAAUCAUAUUGAGUUUCCAAAUAGUCGCUACGAAAAUAUAAAAUAA